AUGGCGGCGCCCACAGCGGACGGUUCGCCCCCUCAGGGGGUCCCCAAAUCCCCCGGGACCCCUCAGGACGCGGCGCCCGAGGAGCCCGAACCGGUCGAGUUUUUCCCGUACGAGCUGAGCCGCCCCCCCCGGCAGAUUUGGGGCGCUCGGCAGGAAUUCGCGCGGCGCCCCGAGAAUUUCCUGCGGGGCUGCAAAUGGGCCCCCGACGGCUCCUGUGUCCUGACCUGCAGCAACGACAACGCCCUGAGGAUCUUCGACCUGCCCCUGCCCCCGGGACCCCCCCUGGGACCCCCCCCAGGACCCCCCCUGCCCGAGCUGGCCCCGGCCGUGCAGGUGGCCGAAGGUGACACCAUCUACGACUUCACCUGGUACCCCCUGAUGGACUCCAGCCAGCCCCCCACCUGCCUGGUGGCCGCCAGCAGCCGGGACAACCCCGUGCACCUUUGGGACGCCUUCGAUGGGACCCUGCGGGGGUCGUUCCGUGCCCACAACCACCUGGACGAGCCGGUGGCCCCCCACUCUCUGUCCUUCUCCCCGGACGGCUCGCGGCUCCUGGGCGGCUUCGACGGCGCCGUGCGCGAGUUCCCGACCGAGCGCCCGGGACGGAGCGGCCACGAGAGGGCGCUGAGCCAGGGCGGGCAGGGCCAGCGGGGCCUGAUUGGCUGCCUGGCCUUCAGCCCCAGCCAAUCGCUGUUCGCCUGCGGCUCCUAUGGGCGGAGCCUGGGGCUGUACCUGCUGGGAGGGGGCGGGGCCGUGGCGCUCUGGCCCCGCCUCCCGGCCGCGCCCACCCACCUGCGCUUCAGCCCCUGCGGGACUCACCUGUACGCGGGGGGCAGGAAGGUGGGCGUGGCCUGGGGGCGCUGCGACUGCCGCCUGCGCUGGCUGCUGGCCUGGCUGGGCUCCCGCCCCUCCCCCGCCCCGCACGAGCUCGGGGGGCGCUGCCGAGCGCCCCUCCCCCACCAGGGCACCCCCCUGGCGCUGCUCGGCCCCCGGCAGCUCCAGUGCCAGCGACACGAGCUGCGGCCGUUCCAGUCCCUCCCGUUCUCGUCCCUCGGGGCAGAGCCCUUCGCCCUCGGGGGACACCCGGGGGUGGCGCUGGCCCAGCCCGCGGCCGGAGCCUGCGCCCUGCUGGAGUGGGACCAGCUCGGGGGGAGGUUCCGGGCCCAGACCAUCAUCAACAGCUCCUCCCCGGUCGCCUGCCACCCCGUCCCCAUGGGUGACACCCUCCUGGUGGUGGUGGCCCAGCUGGGCGGCGGCUCCUGGGUGUGGCGCCGCUCGGGCGGCCCCGGCUCGUCCUUCGUGCGCCACCAGGCGCUGGGCUCGGGCCACCUGCGCCGGCCGCACUCGGUGACGGCCGCGCGCCUGGGCGGCCACCUGUACCUGGGGGUGGCCGACAGCUCCAAGGGCGGCACCAGCACCGUGUUCCGCUGGGGCUCGGGCGGGUUCUACCCGCACCAGCAGCUGCGGCCGUGGCAGCGGGACACGCACCUGGAGUUCCUGGAGCUGGGCGGGCGCGCGGCGCUCGUGGUGUGCAGCGCGGCGCGGCGGCCGCUCGUGUACCGCUGGAGCGGCGCCGCCUUCGCGCCCCACACCGACAUCCCGCACGUGCCCGACGUCUACGCCGCCAAGCACUUCCGCGCCAAGGGCGGCGUCUUCCUGUGCCUCACCCGCUUCCUGGGGGACGCCAAGGUGAUGCGCUGGGAGGGCUCCAUGUUCCGCGAGGUGCAGCACGUCCCCGCGCGCGGCUCGCUGGUGUUCCAGCCGCUGCUGCUGGCGGGCCAGCGCUACGUCCUGCUGGGCAACGACUUCGCGCCGAGCCGCGUGUUCCGGCUGGGCCCCGGCGGCCGCCUGGAGCCCGGCCAGGAGCUGCCCGCGCCCACGCCCCGCGCCUUCGUCCCGCUCGCCGCCGGCCAGCGCCACUUCCUGCUGGCCACCAGCUUCAAGGGCGCCACGCAGAUCUACGCGCACGUCACCGAGGACGUGGGGACGUGAGGGGACAGUCGGGACAGUGAGGGACACGAGGGACAGAUGGGGACAGUGGCCACCAUAUCCCCACCGAGGAUGUCGGGAUGUGGGGGACAGAUGGGGACAUUGGGGGACAGUGGCCACCACGUCACCGUGGGCACUGGGACAUCAGGGGACAUCGGGGACAGCUAGGAUAGUGGCCAUCAUGUCACCAAGGACAUCAGCACCUAGGGGAUAUCAGGGACGGUGGGGACAGUGGCCACCAAGGCCCUGAUGUCCCCAAGGCCACCACUGUCACCUCAGUGUCCCCUCCCGGUGCCACCAUCUCCUUGAUGUCCCCAAAGCCACCAUCACCUGAUGUCACCAUUGGCUUUGUGUCACUUUCUUGUGCCACCAUUAGCCCGAUGUCCCCAAGGCCACCAUCACUCAGUGUCCCUUCCUGGUGCCACCACUGACCCGAUGUCCCCAAGGCCAUUGUCACCUCUGUGUCCCCUCCCAGUGCCACCAUCACCCAACAUCCCCUCCCGCUGUCCCCGUGUCCCCCCCACUGUCCCCACGGUGCCACUGCCCCUCUCCCAAUGACCAAAAUCCGUUAUUUUCCACCCAAUUUUAUUCAUUGUCCUUUUCUGGAGACAUUCUGGGGACAUUUCAGGACAUUUUGGGGACAGCUCAGCACGAGCUGGCGGCUC
This is a messenger RNA of Oenanthe melanoleuca, 2654 nucleotides long. Its product is annotated as leucine-rich repeat LGI family member 4-like. Gene Ontology annotation, molecular function: protein binding; RNA binding. Lineage: Eukaryota; Metazoa; Chordata; Aves; Passeriformes; Muscicapidae. Gene Ontology annotation, biological process: Cajal body organization. Gene Ontology annotation, cellular component: Cajal body. The record is from RefSeq and is a predicted model, not a curated record.